CAUCCCGUGAAUGUAACCGGCCAUCUUGUCGCGCCGAAGAGGAGAAGAGCAGUGGAUAUGGCUGACUACAGCAGCGUGGCUCCCCCUUCCUCUAACGCCGGUGGUGGAAUGAACGACGCUUUUAAAGACGCUCUACAGCGAGCACGACAGAUUGCAGCGAAGAUCGGUGGUGAUGGAGUUGCGGCACCCCCAACAAACGAGUUUGGCUACGGCGGCCAGAAAAGGCCCCUGGAGGACGCUGGUGGGUAUUUUCCCAUGCCUAACCUGAAUAUCGACCAACCAGAGACGAAGAAAGUGGCUACAAAUGACGCCUUUUCAGGAAUGGGAGGAAUGGGUGGUCCAAGGUCAAUAUCAGAGGAAUUCAAGGUUCCAGAUGGAAUGGUUGGAUUCAUUAUUGGAAGAGGAGGUGAACAAAUAUCACGUCUGCAGCAAGAGUCUGGAUGUAAGAUACAGAUUGCGCCUGACAGUGGAGGAAUGCCAGAUCGGUCGGUGACAUUAACAGGAGGACCAGAAUCCAUCCAGGCUGCAAAGCGGCUACUAACAGAGAUAGUUGAGAAGGGGCGCCCAGCUCCCGCUUUCAACCACAACGACGGCCCGGGAAUGACGGUCCAGGAGAUUAUGGUCCCUGCCUCUAAAGCCGGACUCGUCAUUGGGAAGGGAGGAGAAACUAUCAAAAGUCUUCAGGAAAGAGCGGGAGUGAAGAUGGUCAUGAUCCAAGACGGACCCCAAAACACAGGUGCAGACAAGCCACUCCGCAUUUCAGGAGAACCCUUUAAAGUUCAGCAAGCCAAAGAGAUGGUGAUGGAGCUGAUCAGAGAUCAAGGCUUCAGGGAGCAGAGGGGCGAGUAUGGUUCACGAGUUGGAGGAGGGGGAGGUGGUGGAGGAGGAGGAGACAGCUUGGAUGUUCCCGUCCCCCGGUUUGCAGUGGGAAUUGUGAUCGGCAGAAAUGGAGAGAUGAUCAAGAAAAUACAGAAUGACACAGGUGUCAGGAUUCAGUUUAAACCAGAUGAUGGCAGCACACCGGACAGGAUAGCACAGAUUAUGGGUCCCCCUGACCAGGCUCAGCAUGCAGCAGAAAUUAUAUCCGAUCUGCUGAGGAGUGUCCAGGCCGGCGGGCCUCCAGGGCAUGGUGGUGGCGGCGGCAGAGGUCGUGGUCGCGGGCAGGGGAACUGGAACAUGGGUCCCCCUGGUGGCCUGCAGGAGUUCACCUUCACUGUCCCAACCAUGAAGACUGGCCUCAUCAUUGGAAAAGGUGGGGAGACAAUCAAGGGCAUCAGCCAGCAGUCCGGAGCCAGGAUCGAGCUGCAAAGGAAUCCUCCACCCAAUGCUGAUCCCAACAUCAAAAUGUUCACAGUUCGGGGCUCCCCUCAGCAGAUCGACUACGCCAGGCAGCUGGUGGAAGAGAAAAUUGGGGGACCAGUCACUCCAAUGGGUGGCCCACACGGUCCACAUGGAGGUCCAGGCCCACAUGGUCCUCCUGGACCACCUGGACCCCCUGGGGCUCCCAUGGGUCCAUACAACCCUGGACCAUACAACCAGGGGCCUCCAGGACCCCAUGGUCCACCGGCGCCGUACCAGCCUCAGGGAUGGGGCAAUGGCUACCCACACUGGCAACAAGGACAACCUGAUCCAAAUAAAGCAGCAGCCGAUGCAAACGCAGCAGCGUGGGCAGCCUACUAUGCUCAGUACAGCCAGCAGCCGCAGGCUCCCAUGACCCCGACAAGUGGAGCUCCUGGCACGACUCAAACCAACGGCCAAGGUGACCCACAGGCUGCAGGUCAGAGUGGACAGGCAGAUUACUCCGAGGCCUGGGAGGAAUAUUACAAGAAAAUGGGUCAACAGAGUCAACAACCUCAGGACUACACAAAAGCCUGGGAGGAAUAUUACAAGAAACAAGGCGCGGCCCCCCCCACAACCACCCCGGGGGGGGCGCCCCCCGGCGCGGGGCCCCCCCGGGGGGGGGGGGGGGGGGGUACUACUCGCCAGCAGGCCGCUUACUACGGCACAGCCAACCCUCAGACGAUGGGUGCAGCACCACAAGCCCCUCAGGUACACCCCCGAUAAGAAUCUGCCCGCCACAUCCACUGAAUACUCAAUUAUUUUGUGCCCUAAUAGCCUUCCUUCCUCAGGUUUUACAGGGCUCCGGUGGCUGCAGCAGUUUACACACUUAACCAAAAAAUUUCCUCCCUAAACAGGUUUUAAUUUUUUAUUUUGGGAAGCUGAGUCCACUGUUUCUGUUGUUAACAUGCAAUGUAUCUUCUAUGUAUUUCUUCUGCACAGGGCCAGUAAUGUGAAGUGGACAUAAAGUAAAUGCUACAUUGUCGAAACAAAAUCCUUUGUUUAAUGUUUGGAUGCAGACGCCUUGAUGAAGAUCUUAAAUUUCCUUGGUUUGAAAGUGUUUCACAUAGAUGGCAGAUUACCCUGCGAACACGUCCUCCUUUUUUUUUUUCAUUUUUUUUUUUCAUUUUUCUUGUAAAUGCUUUGUUUUUAGUGAGGUAAUUAUACAUAUGGUCAUUCCAGCCCUGUAUCUACAUUAAAUGUGGUUAGAACUCAUGUUUAUUAAACUGUAGACAUUACCAUGUAAAUCAUCUCAGUUUUAAAAUGCUAUUGCCUGUUGUGUUUUUGCAAUAAAACAAACUGAAACCUCCUUUGUUGGUAAGUUGGGGUGGUUUUAAACCAAAAGGGUUAAGAGGAAUAUCUGUAUGUUUUUAUUUUACGGGGGGGGGGGGGUUGAAACGCAGGCCAUGUUCAAUUGUCCAAAAUGGUUGACUCAAAAGUUGUGCUGUCCUGUCUCUCUCCAACUGUCUAUAAGGCUCUUAGAUACAUUAUGUGCGUGCAAUGAUCCUGAGUGGUUCAGACCAACAAACGUCCUUGUUGAUAGACCUUUUUUUACACGUGUGUUUCCUGACUUUGCUCUGACUUUAGCAGUAGACGGAUGUUUGUCAUAAGAAAGUCGACAGGUAUCUAUCAUGCAUUAACUGCGUUGCUGUGGCACUCCUUUUUUUUUUUUUUAAAAUUUUUGCCUGGUUUGCUGACAUUGUUGAGGUAGUAUGCUCUGUAUUUUGCCUUGAUAUAGACACUUCCUCCUCCACAGGAAAGUUUAGUAAAGCGGUAAGCAAGUGUUCUUCCUUAACAUGUUCCUCCGAAAACGUGGUUGCAAGAAAUGUUGCAUUUUUAGUGUUAUAUAUUUUGUGGUGUUCUUCUUCCAGGACAGUCAGGUAAAUUGCCACUGUAUCGAAAAUGCUUUGAAACGUUUGUCUUGCCCAUUUCAAAUUGCGAACUAACUCACAUGUAUAAAUUUGUUUUUUUUAAAAGAAUGUUUUUUUAAUAUAAAAACAUUGCAAAAUCGCCAUUGCUGUCCCCAUUCUGUUAGUGUUUAUCGAAUAUAAGAACAUAGAUGUUGUAGGGUCGGGGGUGGCUAAGCAGUCUUCAUCCAUCAGUUGAGCCCUCCUAUACUGUAAGUACAAAACUGUGACUGACUGAGAGAAACGCCUUAUUUGAUGCUUUACAAACUGCCAAAGAUGUAGUAUUUUUUUGUCAAAUAUUGCCAUUUCCCUAUGUCUCUGGGUAAGUAUGAAAUGUUCUGAGGAGAGGAAUAGUACUUUAGAAUAUUGUACCACAUAUUUCUGAGACUUAUUUCCCUUUGUGACUACUACAUUCAGACUUUGAAUCUUAACAAUAUGUUGAUACUUGUUAGAUUGUUAGACUAUUUGUGUAGGUAGCAUUUCAUUGCCAGUUGGAUUUCUGAACUGCGUUUGAAUGUCAGCACUCUGUUACACUGUUGGUAGGAACUGUUUAAGGAUGCCCAUGUGGUUUAUUUUUUUUGCGUUUUGAAUACCUGAACUGCUAAGUGCCAUUGUCUAGUUGAGACUGUCAUAUUUUUAAAUGCCAUUUAUUGCAUCAUAUUGCUUUCAAAAGUCCUACUGCAUAACUCCAGUGUAGCAUGCUUAGGUUUCUUCUGCUGUUAUUACUUUUAAUGUCCUAUAUGAGCAUGUGGAAUGCUAGUAGUGGAAGUGCUUCUGAAUAGCCCAGUAUUAUGACCUUUUCUGAAUGAGCACUGUUGUGAAAGGCUGUUAAUUUUAAGCAUUGUUCACUGAUGGCAAACAGUGCAAUAUAUCUGAUCUUUGCAGUGUCGUCCCAGACCUUGCACCUUAGGUUCUGCUGCAAUAACACAGGUAAGCGAAACCUAAGGAAACCAGUGUUUUUGUCCAGUGACAUGACCAAUUUACAUGCAAAGAAAUGCUUACCUGUGUCUUUAACAUGCCUCAAUGCAUUUUAUGCUUAGUCGUAAAGAAAUGUCCAGGAUAUAUCUAAGUAUGAACAGCCCUUUGAGAUCUGCUUUCAUGAAUGAACUGCAUGACAUGAGCUGUAUGACUUGUUACAUGAAGUUUGACUUUUCAAAAAGUGACUUUACCCAGAAAAAGUAGUUGCAUAGGCUCACUAAGGAAAUGUCAUUGUCGUAUGUGCUUAAUAUUUGAUGAUAGCCUUAUCUUUGCAUCCUGGUAAGUCUGAUGGCGACUGUGUAUCGAUGCUUUAGACAACUUUGAUACUGGUAUAUCAAAACUGCAUGCCAUUACAACCUGUUGCCAGAAGUUAGCAAUGUGCUCAACCGCUAGAUCAAGAAACGGUGAAAUACAUAUAUAAUUUUUUUUUUCUGUCGUGGUGUGAAUCUGCCCUCAAGUGCAGUGCAAAUCUACUAUUGAAACUUCACUUCUCGCUCACAGUGUUGGAGGACGCUGCAAGCUUAGGUCAUAGAAUCAGGCCCUGUCGUAGUUUGUCCCCAAAAGGAGGAAUCCUUUGAGUCAAUCCCCACUGCUGAACGUAGACCGUUCAAGAGCUCCAGUGAUAAGGUAAAACAGCAACGCAAUGAAAUUUAAAUUCUGUGAUUGCAAAGUGUUGGUCAGAUACAUGUUUUUCAGCUCGGAUCGACUGUUUUUAUAACCAUGAUGCCAUAGUGUAUUUAGAGUUGUCUGAUGGUUUAUUUUUGUCGCUUGAAUGCAUUCAUUAGUAACCUUUAGUCAGUAGGAAUGUGCUUUAGAAAGUUGGAUGAGGACAGGAAGUGAUGUACUUUAAAUGACUUGCACAGUUUUAUUGGCAGUAAAAUUUGGGGGUUAUUUUUUUUAAAUCACUUUUCUCUGUAGUUAAAGGGUCACUGUUUCUGUUCAUCUGUACAUGUGAGAUGCUCAGUGUUUCAACACAGAGUUCGUGGGGGUGUAGAAGACAAAACAAGGAGCAUGCAUUAGAGGUAAAAAAAAAAAAUAAAAAAAGUUUCAUGUGUUGUGUAUAUUAUCAAAUAUAUUGUUUUUUUGAAUUAACUGUUCUGACUUUUGAAAUGUUGACAUGUUCAUUAAUAAAGUUGUAACAAAUUAA
Perca fluviatilis (European perch) is the source of this 5370-nucleotide messenger RNA. RefSeq names its product far upstream element (FUSE) binding protein 1 (gene fubp1). Gene Ontology annotation, biological process: regulation of DNA-templated transcription. The transcript is spliced from 19 exons. The coding region runs from base 58 to 2064 and encodes 668 amino acids. The record is from RefSeq and is a predicted model, not a curated record. Gene Ontology annotation, cellular component: cytoplasm; nucleus. Gene Ontology annotation, molecular function: mRNA binding. Lineage: Eukaryota; Metazoa; Chordata; Actinopteri; Perciformes; Percidae.